UUUCUCCGUGGUUGUGGGAGUCACGGGGGACGUGGCCUUGGCUGCCUGCAAGCCAGCGUUUCCUUUUCUGCUCCGGGGUUUUGACCUUGGGCAAGUCAUUUUAUUGUGUCCUUUUGCCUCUUUCAUUUGUAGCCUCUCUACCCUUUACCUGAAUAUUAAGAAAAUUAAGGUGAUGUGGGAAGGCCCUGAGCUUGUGGAGGAUACGUUGAGAUCUGAGCAAGCUAUGUGAGGUGAUGGAAGGGAUUUAGUGAGACGGUUUAAACGGAAGCAUCUUACAGCCAUCGACUGCCAGCAUUUGGCUCGGAGUCACUUGGCCGCGACCCAGCCCUUCAGUCAAAGAUGGACAAACAGAGACCCAAACCACGGUCUCUACCCUAGACCCAGAACAAAAAGAGGGAUUAGAGGUCAAGGAUGGCAGAGAUACAGCACUGAGCUCCUCCCAGCUGGUCAGCAGCGAUGCACCAAUGACAUGGCCAAGAGCAAUUCUGUGGGCCAAGACAGCUCUAAGGACUCCGAGGACGAAAUGACCUUUGCUGCAGAAAGCGGCUGUGCCCUGCCUCAGGACGGCGAUAGGGAAGCAAGACGGGGUUCGCCAGGCUCCGCUCUGCCUGCAAGGAAGCGUUCCUGGUCCUUCGAGGGCGAGAGCAGCCAAGCGACAGGGACCAGUCAGGGGGACGGGGUUUGUAAGAAAACCCCACGGCACCGGUCGUCCCUGUCCUACGCAAAGCCCAGGGACGCCAGGCAAGGAGCAGGGGACUCUCUGUCAUGGCUCUCCGCAGAGUCUGAAGAAUCUAGCCAGGAGAUGGAGGAUGCGGGCCCCGACCUCAUCCCCGACUCCUACUUUGGGCUGCUCGGGACCCUGCCCUGCCAGGAGCCCCAGAGCCACAUCUGUAGCCUGCCCAGCGAAGUCCUGAGGCACAUCUUUGCUUUCCUCCCCGUGGAAGACCUCUGCUGGAACCUGAGCCUGGUGUGCCACCUGUGGCGGGAGAUCAUUCGCGACCCCCUGUUCAUCCCUUGGAAGAAGCUGUAUCAUCAGUACCUGAUGAAUGAGGAGCAGGCUGUCAGCAAGGUGGAUGGCAUCCUGCUGAGCUACGGCAUAGAGAAGGACUCCGACCUGUGCGUGCUGAACCUCAUCCGCUACGUAGCCACCACCAAAUGCUCCCCGAGCGUGGACCCUGGGCAGGCACUGUGGAGCCUGAGGGAUCACCUCCUCCUUCCUGAGGCAGAGGCCUGCGUGCGGCAGCACCUGCCUGACCUCUACGUGGCUGCCGCGGGCGUCAACGUGUGGGCUUUGGUAGCAGCCAUUGUCCUCCUGUCCAGCAGCGUGAGUGACAUCCAGCAGCUACUCUUCUGCCUCCGCAGACCUAGCUCCACUGUGACCGUGCCGGACGCCACGGAGACCCUGUACUGCAUCGCCGUGCUUCUCUACGCCAUGCGGGAGAAGGGCAUCAACAUCAGCAACCGGAUUCACUACAACAUUUUCUACUGCCUGUAUCUUCAGGAGAAUUCAUGUACUCAGGCCACCGGGGUCAGAGAGGAGCCGACGGUCUGGCCUGGCAAGAAAACAACCAUCCAGCUUACACAUGAACAACAGCUGAUUCUGAGCCAUAAGAUGGAACCUCUCCAGGUGGUAAAAAUCAUGGCAUUUGCAGGCACCGGGAAGACCUCUACCCUGGUCAAGUACGCUGAGAAGUGGUCUGGGAGCAGGUUUCUGUAUGUGACAUUCAAUAAGAGCAUCGCAAAGCAGGCCGAGCUAGUCUUCCCCAGCAAUGUCAUCUGCAAAACCUUUCAUUCCAUGGCCUAUGGACACGUCGGGCGGAAGUACCAGUCAAAGAAGAAAUUGAAUCUCUUCAAGUUGACACCCUUCAUGGUAAACUCUGUCCUCGCCGAAGGGAAAGGUGGAUUCAUAAGGGCCAAGCUAGUGUGUAAGACUUUAGAAAACUUCUUCGCCUCGGCUGACGAAGAGCUGACUAUUGAUCACGUGCCUAUUUGGUGUAAGAACAGCCAAGGACAGAGGGUCAUGGUUGAACAGAGUGAAAAACUGAACAGCGUCCUCGAAGCAAGCCGACUCUGGGACAACAUGCGGAAACUGGGGGAAUGCAAAGAAGAGGCCUACCAGAUGACUCAUGACGGCUAUUUGAAACUCUGGCAGCUGAGCAAGCCUUUGCUCGCCUCUUUCGACGCCAUCUUUGUGGACGAGGCGCAGGACUGUACCCCAGCGAUCAUGAACAUAGUUCUGUCUCAGCCGUGUGGGAAGAUCUUCGUGGGGGACCCACACCAGCAGAUCUACACCUUCCGUGGUGCAGUCAACGCGCUGUUUACAGUCCCACACACCCACGUCUUCUAUCUCACGCAGAGUUUUAGAUUCGGUGUGGAAAUCGCGUACGUGGGAGCUACUAUCUUGGACGUCUGCAAGAGAGUAAGGAAGAAGACUUUGGUUGGAGGAAACCAUCAGAGUGGCAUUCGAGGUGACACAAAGGGGCAGGUGGCCCUCUUGUCCCGGACCAAUGCCAAUGUGUUCGACGAGGCCGUACGGGUGACCGAUGGAGAGGUGCCUGCGAGGAUACAUUUGAUUGGGGGGACUAAAUCAUUUGGAUUGGACAGAAUCAUUGAUAUUUGGAUCCUUCUGCAGCCAGAGGAAGAACGGAAGAAACGAAACCUCGUGAUUAAAGACAGGUUUAUUAGAAGAUGGGUGCACAAAGAAGGCUUUAGUGGCUUUAAGAGAUAUGUGACCGCAGCCGAGGAUAAGGAACUCGAAGCCAAGAUUGCUGUUGUUGAAAAGUAUAACAUCAGGAUUCCGGAGCUGGUGGAAAGGAUAGAAAAAUGCCACAUAGAAGACUUGGACUUCGCAGAGUACAUUUUGGGCACCGUCCACAAGGCCAAAGGCUUGGAGUUUGAUACGGUGCACGUUCUGGAUGAUUUCGUGAAGGUGCCUUGUGCCAGGCACAACCUCGCCCAGCUGCCCCACUUCAGAGUCGAGUCAUUUUCUGAGGAUGAAUGGAAUUUACUGUAUGUUGCAGUAACUCGUGCUAAGAAGCGUCUCAUCAUGACCAAGUCGUUGGAGAACAUUUUGACUUUGGCUGGGGAGUACUUCUUGCAAGCAGAGCUGACGAGUAACGUUUUGAAAACCGGCGUGGCCCGCUGCUGCGUGGGGCAGUGCAGCAACGCCAUCCCGGCGGACACCGCGCUCACCCUGAGGAAGCUCCCCAUCACCUACAGCAACAGGAAGGAAAACAAGGGAGGCUACCUGUGCCACUCCUGCGCGGAGCAGCGCGUGGGGCCGCUGGCCUUCCUGACCGCCUCCCCGGAGCAGGUGCGCUCCAUGGAGCGCACCGUGGAGCACGUCGUGCUGCCGCGGCACGAGGCCCUGCUCUUCCUCGUCUUCUGAGCGCCCGGGCAGCGUCCUGCCAGGCGCACGCGGCCGCGCGUGCGUCCAGUUACUUGAAGGAAGUCGGCGCGGGGGAGGGCUCACGCACCGAGACGCGGGAUGCACUCGGCACCCGGCACCCGGCACCCGGCACCGCGGGGGAAGAUGACGGCGCCCUGCACUUCUGCAUUCCCACAGCAGCCGGUUCCCACCGCCCCCCCUCCGCGCGCGGCGGGCCGGGAACACCAGGGAUGUUCUUUUGAUAAAAAAGCCAAACAUUUUAUGUAUGUAAACUUUUAUUACAAGGUUCCGAUUAAACAGGCAUUGUAGAACUGACGUACCACUGUGUGA
Molecule: messenger RNA, 3718 nt
Organism: Pteropus alecto (black flying fox)
Lineage: Eukaryota; Metazoa; Chordata; Mammalia; Chiroptera; Pteropodidae
Gene: FBH1
Product: F-box DNA helicase 1
Exons: 21
Coding region: 470-3388 (972 amino acids)
Biological process (GO): replication fork processing; double-strand break repair via homologous recombination
Cellular component (GO): nucleus
Molecular function (GO): hydrolase activity; protein binding; 3'-5' DNA helicase activity
Source: RefSeq, a predicted model, not a curated record